Messenger RNA from Parnassius mnemosyne (clouded apollo), 5337 nucleotides. Lineage: Eukaryota; Metazoa; Arthropoda; Insecta; Lepidoptera; Papilionidae. The record is from the annotation of a GenBank genome assembly.
AAACCGAAUCCGGCUUAUGUGAUUGUCGCUCCUUUGUAAGGGAAUCGCGGGCUCUUGUAGUCUUUAAUCCGCAUGUUUUGUGUAUGAAAAUCAUAAUAAAAAUUGUUUUUGUGAAUGAAUAUGUGCUUAAUUUAUUCAUAAUUAAUUAUAGUUAUUAUUAAUAUUGGUAUUAUAACAGUAUUCAGCAACGAUACGUCGCAUUCUCCCUCUGUUAGGAUUUAAUGGAGGGUAUUCUUGUUUAUAAAUAUUGAUUUGCUACAUAAGAUAUUUUGAAACGAUCCCAUUGUGUUUCUAUAGUGAAAUGUAGGCAAAUAAAAUUGUGCAGCGAGAUCUUUAUCGGCAAUGCAACAGUUGGAUACGAGAUAUGGCGCGACCAUAAUCUACUGUGAGAGGUGAUUCGGUCGUGUUUUUUGUGUUUUCUUGUGUUUGAUCAGUGUUUUUUUGACAAUGGAGGGGACUACGGAAAAGGAUUGCUCUCCUUUAUGGAACCUGUACCAGCAAAUCGUGUCGGAUAUGAAGAAUAGCGCGCCAAUGUGGGAGGAGUUCAUAUCGAAGGCAACCAAACUUCAUUCGGCCUUAAAGUCAGCGUUGGUGGCCAUAGCGGCAUUCCUGGACGCUUUCCAGAAAAUUGCUGACGCUGCUACAAAUGCGAGAGGAGCGACAAAAGAAAUAGGCACGGCACUGACGAGAGUGUGCCUGCGCCACCGCGCUAUCGAAUCCAGGAUGAAGACAUUCAUAAGUACGUUAAUGGAUCGUCUGAUUUCGCCGUUGUCCGAACGUGCUGAGGAAUGGCGGAGGGGUUGCGCCGGGGCUACCGGUGCGCUUGGGAGGGAACACGCCCGGGAGUGCAAGAGGGCCCGGGCGGAACUGAGACGGCGAGUGCAGGAAGCUCAACGUCACGCCAGAAAAGCGAGGCGUGCCCCACCAGAUGCGAAGAGACGUGCCGAUGUUUGCUUGCAGGAUAUUCAAGAGCGCAAGCAGCAACUGGAAGAGAUGGAAGAGAAAGCGGUGAAGGCUGCACUAAUCGAGGAGCGAAGCCGCUUUUGUCACUUUGUUACCUUGCUGAAUCCCGUCGUGGAGAGUGAAGUGGCGAUGCUAGCCGAGGUUGGACACCUGCAAGAAGGAAGUGAGCAAUUAACGCGGCACACCUCUGAACCUAGGACUUUGCCGGCAGCCAGUCUUCAGGUUAUCUGCGACGUGAAGUCUUGCUACAGUGGCUGGGCGGAGAGCGAGUCCGCGCCACAUUCUCCGUCUACCUCUUCCCGUCUCGGAAGCCGCAAAUCAUCUCUCACCUCUAUCUCUUCUCUCAAUAGUCAGUGCUCGGACCAACAACACGGUGUUUCCGGAUCAACUGUCAGUUGUUCAACGCCGAUUUCUAAUUCCUCCGGUGGCACGAUAUCAACGGCUGGAGGCGAAUCGCAACAUUGUCUGUCACAGUCAGCAUUGCGACUGUCGAGCGUGUGCAGUACGGAUUCCGGUUUCAGAUCACAAGACACCUUGCAACGACGUUCGCUCUACACUCAUAAUGGUUUAGACAAUCAGAGCGUAAGCAGCGAAUGUAUCACGCCGUCCAAAAGCGCCAUCGAAGACGACAGUACGGACGACGGCCAUGACGCUAUGGGGAAUGCCGCGUCAGCGACUUGGCCCGAUUUGAAAGAUACGGCGCAGUUCGAAAGGGCCGCUUCAGCUAUUAUGGGCGGUCGACCACAUACCAUAUCAUCGGCGGAUCGUGUGCACCCGCGGCCAGCGCUGAGCGUCCACACCUUCACAUCGGAAGCGCUCGGCACUCUGACCCGCGAGGGAGGGAUAUACGCACGGCCGCCACUGCCCACUCGAUGUUCCUCGUUAGAGAGGCCGUCGGUACCGGCCAAGUCCAACAACGCCAACACGGGACAGCAGGAGUUCAAGCCGAUGAAACCUUCCUCGCUUCCACCACAUCUAACUAAAGAAAUGCCACAAGCACUGUACGUGAACAUGUCCGAGCUCGCUACGCUCGCCGCGUCCCGUGCUCAACAGCAACAGCAGCAGAAUAACUCGGAAUUCCCGCAGCAGGAAAAGGUGUGUUCCGAGAGCAGUGCUAGUGAGUCUUCGUUGGAGUCAUCCAGCGGUUAUGGAAGUCAAGGUGCGUUCGCUGCCGAAGAUCAUGGACACCAGCAUCAAAUACAACAUCCCGAUGUAGAUUCGGAGAUCGUGACGUUGAGACGCGAAUGUGACGCGUCAGUCGCAGCGGCUAGGGAGAGCUUCUCGAUAUCCCUCGGGAGCCUCGAGGAGGCCGUCAGGUCUCUGGACGAGGUCAACGAGACGCCGAAUUACGCGACCAUCGGGAAGAAACCCGCCGUUCCCAAACGGCGGCCAUUGUCCAUGACAGCGACAGUCUACUCACGGCGCGGCUCGUCCAGUUCCUUAGGAAAACCGCCGCCGCCGGUACGACGCUCCUCUUCCAUUUCGCGACCUCAGAGACCUCCAUAUGUACAGAGCAACAUGGCGAGUCCCCAGAUGAACAUCACCGACGCGGACAAUUUGCCACCGCCGCCGGCUUUCUUGUUGCAGCCCGAUAACGAAUUGAAUACGGCUCACCCCGGUAUAAACGUGGCCGAAACCGUGAAGCAACUAACCGAAUUGAAACACAUGCCCGCAUCGCCGGGAUUGGUACGACGCACUGUUCAGAACCAAAAUCAGAACCUGACCGUCAACGCGAAUCAAACUCAGAACCAGAACCAGAACCAGUCUCCGUCCCUGACCACGUUCCAACAGGCCAAGAGUAAUAUAAAUGCCAGCUUAAGCGGAAACUUGAAUCCGAUAUACGGACAGACGGGCCAUCGUAUAAUGGCGUACGUGGAGAAUUCCGUAUAUGUGAGGAAAAGCAGCCUCAAUGUGUCCAGUACGGAUCUUUUCAGGGAUGGGAAUACUGGAAACAUUUACGGCGAAGGAAAGGGAUCGCCGCAUGGAUCCAGUCCCUCUACUCCGAGCUACGGUGAGAACAACUCAUUCUCCAGCUUCGGACCCAGGGUUACCAACGAUUCUCAUUAUGGUCAAACUGGCUUCAAGCUUCAGCAGGAGAAGAAGUAUACGCAGAACAACAGCAUCUAUGCACAGCCGGCUCAGCUGGGCGGCACCACGCUGAGUCCCUUGGCGUUGCGGCGGUCGCUGGCGGCCAGGUCUCAUAGUGCCGACAGGCAUUCCGAACAAGGCGGACUGAUUGCUACUCUCAGUGCAAAACUUGCUCCACAACUUUCGCCGCGAACCUCGAGACGAGUGAUUUCGACAAUUACGUCCGCUGAUACCACGCCUAAAGCAAAAGGUAACCUACCUUCAGCCGUACAGCCAGCUUUCCUCGACAAGCUUUCGGCGACCAUACAGCAACAGCGACGGCAACUGGAUUCUUCAAGAGCCAACACUGUCAGGGAAUUGAUAAAUGCCCAUGCUCAGCCUGACCCACGAGUUUGCCACACGUCAUUAAUGGAGCAAAUAAAACGCGGUGCAACGUUGCGCCGUAACAAACAUUGUAACGAUCGAUCCGCGCCAAAAAUACGCUAGGUUGCUACAAAAACUAUUUAUAAGCAAUAUAUUGUAUACAUAUAAAUGUUAUAUUAUAAAUGUAAACCGUCUUUUAAAAAUGUUUCGAAUUAUGGCCCCUUUUCAGUUUUUAAUUUUGAUUUGACAAUUUUUUAAUUCUUGCAACUCUAAUCAACUGUGAAAAUGUUUGAAUAUUGCCAUCAUUUACACAUUGUUUAAUACGGAGUGAGAUAGCAGAUGGUAGCUUAAUAAAAAUUGUCAAAUUCGAGUUAUAAACUUUAGGAUUUACAAUGUAUGUUAUAUAGAAUAGGGCUGAUUGAUUCCACCAAAUAACUAACAUCCUAGGUAUAAAAUAUUAACAUUAAGACAUAUCUCUUUUGUAAUAAAAUUAUAUAAAAUGUCGUCAUAGAAUCUCAUGAAAAAAAAACUAUGUGUACGUAUGCCAUUAAUAAUAAUAUGACAUAUAAAAUUAAUGUAAGCCUUGGGAUGCAUAUCUAUUUUUAUAUUAAAACAAAAAGUUUUAAAUAAAAAUGUUUUUACGAAACACCUUAUCUCGACUAAGAGCGAAAUAUACUGAAAAAUGAAUACAUAUAUCAUUAUUUAACGUCUGAAUUAUUUAAGACGGACUUGAACACAUUACGAAGUAACUUGCAACGCAUAUGCACUUUCAUUUGGUUGAAGCAAGACUUUUCUAUGUAUGAUUCAAUCAAUAAUAUGAAUUCACGAUUUAUAAGAAUAGAGAUAAGUUAAAUGUUAAAUAUAUAUUUCCCUCUGCAGGACAGACCUUAUAUGUAUGGGAAUAAAACGAAAACAAUAACCGGUUUCUAACUUUACAUUUCUAAUUAUUUUGCGCGGUGGUAUGAAAAAUAGCGACACGUUUUUUAUAGCAGAAAGCGCUUAAAAUAUUAACGAAAUCGUAUAAUACAUUUCAGGAGUAACCGAAUGAAUGUAAUACAACUAACUUAAUAACAGAAAAUGAGAUAACAAAUAACUUCAUCGAAGUAUUUUGAGAUGUGUUUAGCGUAUCUGUAGAUUUCAUACUACUCUGCCACAGUAAAAUUAUCGGUUAACUCAAAUCAUCUAUUAAUUAACCAUAAAAAUGUAAUAUCUAACACUUAACACUGAAAUUGAAUUAUUAGCUGUUAUAUCGCAUGAAAUAUAUAAUAAAAAUAUUUAAACAUAACUGUAAGUUCGAAAUGACGCCAUUUUGAUAGUAAAAUGGCGGUUACUGACACUUGCCAACAGAUUUAAAAUACAAGCAAACUAAUGUAAAAGUGAUUAUUGUAAUAUUUUAAAAUGAUAUAUAGAACAUUGUUAAGUAGAUAGUUUAAUAAGUGGGAGGCUAACAAUUAUUUAUUAAUUUUCAUUCCGCUUUCAUACAUGAUAAUAAAUUAACAAAACCAUAGAUAUACUUGUUCCUGUAUAAAAUUUUUCUAAUAUUGCGGAAUCUUUGAAAGCUUUUACAUUUAUUUUUUGUUUACGAGCGGUACUGAUUAAAAAUGUUAGUAGUGUGUAUGUAAACUAUAUAAAUAAAACUAGUUUUAGGGUAGAGGUUUCAUACAUAUCCAAAAUUUAUAUCUCAAUGUCCUUUAUAUACAACAAAUAAAUGUUUAUAGCGGUUCCUGUCGCUUAAGUGAGAAUAUUCGAAACACUAGCAUGCCUGUAACCUAACAAGUUUCUUAUUUUGAGUAUUUUUAUCGAUAUUUCGUAUUAUAUGGAAUAAUAAAAUAAUAGAUGUUCGCGGGAUAUUUGUUAUACAAUGUGUUAAGGUAAAGUUUGCGUAUGUAAUUGAUAAGUUGGUGAAAAUAAACAAAUAGCCCC